AUAUUUUUUUAAUCCAGUAUUUAUCCAGUAGUGAUUUUAUGCAAUGGCCUCAAGCCACCGGUCUUCACCAGUGCCUCAGUCAAAGAACAAUGAUGCUUUCUUUAAAAAGGAAAUGGAUUCUUCCAAAUGCUUUCGACCAGUGCGCACACUACCAGAUGUAUGUCCCAAGGAACCCACAGGUGAUCCUAAUAGCUUAUGUGACAGCCCAUCUUUAGUUGUUGAUCAGCAUCGAUGGACUAUUUAUCAUUCCAAAGUAAAUCUCCCAGCAGCACUAAAUGAUCCUCGAUUAACAAAAAGGGAAUCUGAUUUCUUUACAAAAACAUGGGGACAGGAUUUUGUGGACAUUGAAAUCGUGCCUUCGCUCUACCUCCCACAGAUCAACAAGGAACAUUUUGUAACAUACCAACAGGAAGUUGCUCAGAAAGAGAAGAUUCAUGAGAAAUGUAAGAGUAUUUGUCCUCCUAAAGAUACUUUUGACAGGACAUUGUUACAUACUCAUGAUAAAUCCAGGACAGAUCUGGAACAAGUACCUAAGAUUUUUAUGAAACCAGAUUUUGCCUUGGAUGAUCCCGUAACAUUUAAUGCAGUAUUACCUUGGUCUCAUUUUAAUACUGCUUCUGGGAAAGGAAACCGUGAUGCAGCUUCCUCCAAGUUACUUCAAGAAAAGCUGAGCCACUACCUGGAUAUUGUGGAAGUAAAUAUUGCUCAUCAGAUCUCUCUCCGAUCAGAAGCUUUUUUUCAUGCAAUGACCUCUCAGCAUGAACUGCAAGACUACCUCAAGAAAACUUCCCAGGCUGUAAAAAUGCUUCGAGAUAAAAUAGGCCAAAUAGAUAAAGUCAUGUGCGAAGGAUCCCUUAAAGUGUUAAGUUUAUCACUGAGUAGAAAUAACUGUAUAAAAGCAUAUAAUAAGCUGAGGUUGAUGGCAACUGUACACCAAACACAACCUACAGUACAGCUAUUGUUGUCCACUUCUGAAUUUGUUGGAGCACUAGAUUUAAUUGCAACAACACAGGAAGUGCUACAGCAGGAACUUCAGGGCAUACACAGUUUCCGGCAUCUUGGAUCACAGCUUUGUGAAUUAGAAAAACUGAUAGAUAAAAUGAUGAUUGCAGAGUUCUCUUCUUAUUCUCACAAUGAUUUAAGUAGACCUCUGGAGGAAGAAUGUCAAAUUCUUGAAGAGGAAAGGCUGAUAUCACUAGUAUUUGGACUUCUAAAACAAAGGAAGCUGAAUUUUUUUGAAAUAUAUGGAGAUGAAAUUAUUGUCACAGCAAAAAAUAUAAUAAAACAGUGUGUUGUUAACAUAGUAUCACAAAUAGAAGAAAUUGACACAGAUGUUGUUGUAAAACUUGCAGAUCAAAUGAGGAUGUUGAAUUUUCCACAGUGGUUUGAACUUCUGAAAAAUAUUUUUUCUAAUUUUAUUGUCUUUCUCAAGAGAAUUAAGGGAACACUAAAUGUCAUCAGAAGCGUGGUUCUCUUGGUUCUUGACAAGAACCAAAGGAGCAAGGAAGUGGGCGAUGUUUCUGUGCAGACGAAUUCUGCAAAGGAGAGUACCAUAGACACAGAAGUGGCAUAUCUGACUCAUGAAGGCAUGUUCAUAAGUGAUGCCUUCAGUGAAGGAGACCUUCCAUCCACAGUAGCUGAUUCUGCCUCUCAGAGAAACCUUUCCCCAGACAGUGAGCCCAGCAGUAGUGAUUCUGUAUCUGAAGCUGAAUGUACCACUGAUUCCUCAUCUAGCAAGGAACAGACUUCGUCCAGUGUAACACUGGGUGGAAUUGAGAUUGUGAUUGGUGAAGAUAUAAAAUUGUCAGAACUGGAACUGGGCAGAUUAGCAAUUAACAUCCAGGAGCUACUUUACAGUGCCUCAGAUAUUUGCCAUGAUCGCUCUGUCAAGUUUCUCAUGGCUAGAGCAAAAGAUGGGUUCCUGGAGAAACUGAAUUCUACAGAGUUUGUUGCUCUUUCCCGAUUGAUGGAAACUUUCAUCUUGGAUACAGAACAGAUCUGUGGUAGAAAGAGUAUGUCGUUGCGUGGUGCACUUCAGAGCCAAGCUAAUAGAUUUGUAAACAGGUUCCAUGAGGAAAGAAAGACUAAACUCAGUCUUUUACUAGAUAAUGAGCGCUGGAAGCAAGCUGACGUUCCUGCAGAAUUUCAAGAUCUUGUUGAUUCCAUAUCAGAUGGCAAAAUUACUUUACCAGAGAAAAAAGCGGGAGCACCUGAAGAAAGAAAGCCCACUGAUUUCCUUAUUGUUGAUGGACAAAAAUAUGCUGUAGUCGGGACAGUGUUGCUAUUAAUUAGAAUCAUCCUUGAAUACUGCCAGUGUGUGGAUAAUAUCCCCUCCAUAGUGACUGACAUGCUUACUCGCUUGUCUGAUUUACUGAAGUAUUUCAAUUCAAGAAGUUGCCAACUAGUACUUGGAGCAGGUGCUUUACAAGUGGUUGGCUUGAAAACAAUAACUACAAAGAAUUUAGCUCUUUCAUCACGCUGCCUACAGCUUAUAGUAUACUACAUUCCUGUUAUCAGGGCUCAUUUUGAAGCUCGCCUGCAGCCCAAACAGUUCAGCAUGCUUAGGCAUUUUGACCACAUUACCAAGGAUUACCAUGACCAUAUAGCAGAAAUUUCAACUAAACUUGUAGCCAUAAUGGAUAGCUUGUUUGACAAAUUGCUCUCCAAGUAUGAAGUGAAAGCUCCCGUACCUUCUGUCUGCUUCAGGAAUAUUUGUAAGCAGAUGGCAAAGAUGCAUGAAGCAAUAUAUGACCUGCUUCCUGAGGAGCAAACACAGAUGUUAUUUUUAAGAAUUAAUGCAAGUUACAAACUUCACUUAAAGAGACAGUUGGCCCACUUAAAUGUAGUCAAUGAUGGAGGACCUCAAAAUGGAUUGGUCACAGCCGAUGUAGCUUUUUACACUGGAAACCUCCAAGCAUUGAAAGGGCUUCAGACUCUAGAUUUAAACAUGGCUGAAAUCUGGGAACAGAAGAGGUGACUAUCUAACAACUUGCCACUCCAUCAUUUUGGAAUGAUUUCUUGUUUGCAGAACAUGGAUUCUUGCAAACUGAAGAAGAAACUCUCUUGAAAUGUGUUAGAACUUAGCUAUAGGAAUGAUUUGGGGAGAAUCCUUUUCGCAAGAAAAGCAACAACAGUUCUUUGCGCAGUUUCUUCAUUCUAUCUGGAACGAGACUCAGGUUUCUUUGGACCAAAUCCAAAAGAAUUCAUAGCUGUAACACAGCUGUUGUCUAGAGAGUGCUCUGUAAGUCUUUAUAUUAAAAAGAUGCUUUGCAUUUCCUCUAGUGCAAUGAAAUUCAUGUGGUGUCUCAUUUAAUGAUGGUACAGUUUGAAAAUUCUUGCUGUUGAAUUCUUGAAAAUGUUUUCACUAU
Molecule: messenger RNA, 3368 nt
Organism: Python bivittatus (Burmese python)
Lineage: Eukaryota; Metazoa; Chordata; Lepidosauria; Squamata; Pythonidae
Source: RefSeq, a predicted model, not a curated record